AUGGCGUCUACUCGGAGACUCUUCGCAGCAAACGAAGUCGCAGGCGCUACCAACAUCCUUCAGAUAGGAUCGGGUUCAUCGAACGACAGUCCCGUCUAUCGUCUCCCAGGCGACAUUCUCGCCCUAAUCUUCGAUACAUUGGCUUUCCUCGAACCUCCCAGCUUCACAAGUCUAGGAUGGGUGAGGCUGUCGCAUGUGAGCCGCGAAUGGCGAACCCUCAUCCUGGACCGACCUCUCUUAUGGUCACGAGUUGUGUGCAACUUCAACUCAGAAGUAGCACGGAGUGCAGCACUCGCUCGGUCCCUUGAUGUCCCACUCUCGUUAUAUUUCCUAUCUUCCUGGUGGUCACUUCGGACUCCUGAUUUUAGAGAGCUCGCCCAUCACUUGAUGCACAGGGCGCGACUGAUAUCAUCCCCCGAUGGUCUCCAUCGACACGGAAAUUUCAGACUUACUGGUCACUUGUUGCCUCUCCUUGAGGAGUUAGACAUUGAUGUCUGUAACGACGACGGAAAUCCACUUCUUGCGCCUUCUCUAUGGCGCCUGAGUAUACGGACUAUCCCUUGGAACAUCACGGCGCCUCAUCUGCGUCUCCUGAAGGUCGCACUCAAUGAUCGGGUUGAGUGCUUCAAUCCGUACUUUGCCCAGAUUCCCAAACUCCUAUCCGCUAUUCCUCUGUUGGAGUCUUUCAGCUUCAAGCUGACCGCUCAGUACGGGCUGUAUGAGGGAGAAGAAGGUUUUUCGUCGGCAGUUCAUGGUGCCCGGCGUAGUAUCCAGGGUGUUCUGACUGCCCUCGAUCAAGGCAAACCCGCAGUGGAUAUGCGGCACCUGAAGGUCAUGACGAUUGAAGCAAACACUCGAGGCUCUUCACAAGGGCAAUUCGCAGCUCUCUUGACGACGAUGCUCUGGCGCUGUCUUGACGCAUCCCAUCUCGGAGAUAUCCGGAUCGUGCUCUCUGAACAGUUUCACCCACUGUCAGAACUUCUUGAUACGAUGCAAAAGCACGUGUCAUCUCCGCGCGUCGACGUCCUGACGAUCACGUAUCAAUGGCCCAGUCUGGAGUUCACCCUGACGAACUCGAACCCCGACGAGGCCAGCCAUUGUACAUUCAGACUUCCUUCAUGCGAUAGAACUUCCUUCCUGGACGGAAUCGUUUACUUCUCUCGCGACGCGUCCCGACAGCUAAAAACGCUGCGCCUCGUCUCAUUAUCCACCCCAGGACCCGACUUGGGAGGGCAGAUUGGAUUCAGGCCCCGGAGUGGCGCCUACCCAUCCAUCGAAUCCAUUGAGGUUUAUGGCCCUGCCUCCUUACUCACCCGCGUCCUCUGGAUGUACACCUUCCCGCAAUUGCAGACGAUCGCGCUACACGCGCCGCAACACGACCAUCACGAGCUCGCGGGUUUGGCCGGCGAGCUUCGUGGGCGGCCCGCCAAGCUCAAGCAGUUCACUCUGCGAGGUCACACCGCGUACAUCGACGAGACCAAGUUCGCCAGAGAGAUCUGGGCCUUGCGGCUUGUCGAUCCGGCCGAAGUCGUCAUCGACGAGAGAGAAGGGCCUGAAACGGGCUCUUCACACUCGAGAGUGUUCAAGGCCGGCGGGAGUCAUGUUAGCUCUACUACAAGAACGCAGAAACCUGGGGCAGCUGGACGUGCCGCCGCUCCCGUGUCGGCUGCUGCACGCAGACGCACGGACUCCAUCGUGGGCGAAGUAUCAGCGAGAGGCGCGCGUCGGUCUACCGAGAGCAGUACGAAUGGUCGCUCGACCUGGCGAUAG
Molecule: messenger RNA, 1770 nt
Organism: Peniophora sp. CBMAI 1063
Lineage: Eukaryota; Fungi; Basidiomycota; Agaricomycetes; Russulales; Peniophoraceae
Source: the annotation of a GenBank genome assembly